ACAAGCUCACUACUACUUGUCGUCCUUCCUCCUUCCUCUUGUUCUCUCCUCUUGCCUCCUCAAACAACAAACACCCCCCUUCUAGAUUAUGAAGAAAUGUGAGCUCUGCAGCUCUCCUGCAAAACUCUUCUGCGAAUCAGACCAAGCUGAUCUCUGUUGGGUCUGUGAUUCCAAGGUUCACUCUGCUAAUCUCCUUGUAACAAAACACUCCAGAAUCCUACUCUGCCAUGUCUGUCAAUCCUUAACUCCUUGGCGUGGCUCUGGACCCAAGUUUGUUCCCACCAUGUCUGUUUGUGAAGAUUGUGCCAGAACCAAGAAUGAGGGACUGAGACAACAGAAUGACCAUGACGGUGGCGGUCAUGGCGGCGGGGAAGAUGAAGACGAAAAUGAUGACGACGGAGAGGAAGAAGAGGAAAUCAGAGAAGAAGAAGAAGAUGAAGAUGAUGAUGAUGAUGAAGAAAAUCAAGUGGUUCCAUGGAAAUGUACGCCGCCACCUCCAGUUUCAAGUUCUUGAUACAGUUCGAACAAUUCUUCGCGGUUCUCCGACUAGUUUUCUUGUCUUCUAAUCUUGUAAAUCUUUGAUUACUACUCUGUUCCUAACAUUCUCUGUUUCUUCCUCUGUUUUCCCUCGGUUUUUUCCCCACUUCUCUGUGUUUCUGGCAGUUUAUGCCAUUUCCAUGGAAAAUUAUAGGCCAAGUAAAACCAGAAAGAAUUAAGCCAAUAAGAGAAAGAAUAACAUGUUUUGAUUAGCAAUAGGCUAGACUAAAGAGAAACUUCCUGUACAAUUCAUCUGCUAAUGUCAAUACUUUAAACUGUGAUCGUCACUCUCGUGAAACA
Molecule: messenger RNA, 837 nt
Organism: Prosopis cineraria
Lineage: Eukaryota; Viridiplantae; Streptophyta; Magnoliopsida; Fabales; Fabaceae
Product: zinc finger protein CONSTANS-LIKE 4-like
Exons: 1
Coding region: 89-514 (141 amino acids)
Molecular function (GO): zinc ion binding
Source: RefSeq, a predicted model, not a curated record